Molecule: messenger RNA, 1708 nt
Organism: Tribolium castaneum (red flour beetle)
Lineage: Eukaryota; Metazoa; Arthropoda; Insecta; Coleoptera; Tenebrionidae
Product: protein Wnt-5b
Exons: 7
Coding region: 198-1319 (373 amino acids)
Biological process (GO): cell fate commitment; canonical Wnt signaling pathway; neuron differentiation
Cellular component (GO): extracellular region
Molecular function (GO): cytokine activity; frizzled binding
Source: RefSeq, a predicted model, not a curated record
GUUGCAUUCUCAUUCAGUUCACGGCGGUUGUUCGGUCGGUGGACAGACAGACAGACGGUCUCUUUGAUCAGAUAGAUCGGUGAUUAGGACUCAGAUUAAAGAGCCUGUGCUUUUUCAGCAAUGCGCCGAACUUUUAUGAGUGAUGAUUGUGUCGCAUUUUUUUGUGUUAUUGUGGAUUAAUUUGCCAGUUUAGAAAAAUGCGUCUCACGGAGUUGUCCGGGAGAAAAUCUAGUGCAAUGCAGUUUUUCUAUUACAUCGUGCUGAGCAUCUUCUCCAUAAAUUCAACGGGAGCAGCACGGAGGUCGCCGAUAAACGGCACAUGGAUACGAAUGGGCAUGAUGAUGGAUGAAAAAAUGCAAGGUGAUCAAGGACCACCAACAUGCCACACACUUCCGGGUUUGAGUCCCGGACAAAUCCGGCUCUGUCAAUUGUACAUGGACCAUAUGAAUGCUGUGGCAUUGGGGGCUCGUCAGGCGCUAUCCGAGUGUAAACAUCAGUUUGAAAAUCGCAGGUGGAACUGUUCUUUACUGAAUGACGUCAAUGUCUUUGGUCCAGUUAUAACAAUCGCUAGCCGCGAAUCAGCAUUUGCACACGCUCUAGCUUCAGCCGGAGUGUCUUACGCCGUUUCAAGAGCUUGCAGAGAUGGUCAACUUGCAUCUUGUGGAUGCUCAAGAAUGGGACGACCAAAGGAUUUACGAAAAGAUUGGGUAUGGGGCGGAUGUGGCGACAAUUUAGAGUAUGGAUACAAAUUCACACAAAACUUUGUAGACGUUCGGGAAAAGGAACGCAAAUUUAAGAGAGGAUCCAAGGAGCAAGGACGCAACCUUAUGAACUUGCACAACAACGAGGCUGGGAGAAGAGCAGUCAUCAAGAAGUCGAAAGUUACUUGUAAAUGUCACGGAGUGUCAGGUUCUUGUUCUUUGAUAACUUGCUGGCAGCAACUCGCCACGUUUCGAGAAAUCGGCGAUUAUUUGCGUGAUAAAUACGACGGAGCUACCGAGGUGCGCAUCAACCGUCGUGGACGUCUCCAACUCCGCGACACGCGUUUUCGAGUGCCCACCGCCUACGACCUCGUCUACAUGGAGGAUUCCCCCAACUAUUGCAUCCGCGACGAACGCGUGGGUUCCUUAGGGACGCAGGGCCGUACUUGCAACAGGACAUCACAGGACCUCGACGGUUGCAACCUUUUGUGCUGCGGUCGCGGCUACAACACCCUCAAAUCAACGAUCAAGGAACGCUGCCACUGUAAGUUCAAGUGGUGCUGUGAAGUCGAGUGCAAGACGUGUGUGCGAUCAGUGGACGUGCACACGUGCAAGUGAUUUGUACUUGUACAUACAUACAAAGAAAAACGACAAUUGUGAGUGUUCAUGGUUUUUGUCUAUGCUGCUUAGUGGACGUGGACAUCAGUGACUUGCGUUCAAAUGGGUUUUAAGUAACUAAGUUAUUAAUUUAUUUGUUGAUUUUAUUUCGUUUGUUGUGUAGUUAUUUUUAGGGUUUCUACGUUCAGUAUUCGUCUUUUUACGCUUUAUUUAUUUAUUAAGGAUGUACAGGAUGAGUAGCUAGGUAUUGCUUCUUUAGCUGUUUGCAAGGAGUUAAAUCAGCGAUUUUAUUCAUGAAAUAUUUUUCUAUAUGCAAGUAGGAUGUAUUGUAAUGUAUCUAUUAUAUUUUUGUAUUUAUGAAAAAAAUAUUUAGUUAUAUUUACUAAUAA